Chlorella variabilis is the source of this 1533-nucleotide messenger RNA. RefSeq lists its product as hypothetical. Gene Ontology annotation, biological process: negative regulation of DNA-templated transcription. The record is from RefSeq and is a predicted model, not a curated record. NCBI's taxonomy places the organism in Eukaryota, Viridiplantae, Chlorophyta, Trebouxiophyceae, Chlorellales, Chlorellaceae. The transcript is spliced from 12 exons. The coding region runs from base 1 to 1533 and encodes 510 amino acids. Gene Ontology annotation, molecular function: transcription corepressor activity.
AUGGCGGCCACCACCGAGUCGGCGGGCAUCGACUGCCGGAGGCUCAUGAGGGGCAGGUUGCUGAAACCAGAGCGCAUUCAAGAGCGCGCCACCGCGCUGCACGCACCUUACAACUCCUGCAACCACGGCGGGCGGUUUGACUACCGGGAGAUAGCGCGGGUGCUGGGCACGCGCCAGCUGGCGCAGGACAAGCUGGUGGAGGUGCGCAACCUCAUCUCCAUCUUCGAGCACCUGGCGCCCGCGCUGGCCUACGGCGGCGUGCACACCUCCAUCGUCACGCUGUGGAACAGCUCCCGCAAGGACUGGGAGCUGCGGGAGUGCGUGCUGUCCACGCUGCGCCUGCUGCUGGAGGCCUGCGCCGUCACGCCCGCGGGCAUGAGCCCGUUUGAGGGCGACACUGACAGCCUGGAGGAUGUGGUUUGCCUGUUCCACGCAUACCUGCAGCGGGUGGUGGAGGAGGGCAUGGCGGCGCGGUAUGCGGCGGGGGUGGACCACUGCCUGGAGGCGCUCUUUUCGUGCAUGCGGUACCGCCUGAGCGAGGCGGCGGCGGCGGCCAAGGAGGCGAUGUGGGAGGAGGGGCUGCCCGAGACGCUGCUGCGUCUGGCGCUGGCGCCGCCUGCGGCGUAUGGAGCCCACGGCGAUGCGGCGGAGGGGGAGCAGGAUGCGGGCGUGGCGCACUUCCUGGGCGGCGUGGUGAACACGAUGCGGGUCAUCAGCUGCAUGUGCCUGGCGGACGCGGACACCCCUACAGACAUCGUGCUGGCCCACAGCGAGCUGCUGGGGCUGGAGGGCGCGAUCCCCAGCCUCAGCGCGAUGAUGGAGGUGGGGUACGACCUGGUGUACACGCCCAAGUACGAGGCGUACUGCGGGCGGGAGGGCUGCCAGGCCGCGGGCGGCGGCCUGCUGCGCAACUGCUUCGCCGCCAUCGGCUACGGCAUGCUGAUGGUCCCGGAGGAAGUCGUCCAGAAGCUGCGGGACGCAGGCAAGCCCGCCCCACGCCCGCCCCGCCGCAUCAAGGAGGACCGCGGCUACCGGGGCCACUACAAGCGCUUCUUCCGUUGCAUGGCCUCGAGGCUGCUGGCGCUCCAGGGCACGGCGAGCGAGCAGGUGGAGGAGCUGGCCAAGGAGCUGCUGGAGGAGGUGGUGCAGCUGUCGGCGCCGCAGAUCCUGUACGACGGACCCACGGGCUCGCAGCCGCGGGAGCCGUCGUACCAGAUGAGCGCGGAAGUGAGGCGGCCCAUGAGCCAGGCGGUGACGCCGGGCGGCGAGCCCGUGACGCUGUCUGAGGUGACGCUGUCCACCCGCGACUACUCCAAGGCGUGCGCCCACUGCAAGAAGGAGGCGGCGCAGGUGGCGGCAGAGGCGGCGGCCGCGGCGGGCGGCGGCCAGCAGGGGGCGGAGGCGGCGGGCCAGGCCAAGCUGCGCGCCUGCAGCGGCUGCCACCGGGCGCAGUACUGCAGCAAGACCUGCCAAACGCUCGACUGGCCAAACCACAAGGCUGAGUGCAAGAGGUACCGGCGGCAGCAGGCAUGA